AUGACAUUACGGUUUGAGGCUUCCUGUCCAGAUGGACUGUGUCCAGGAUGGAGUGUCAUCCUGAAAGGAGAGACCCCCUCAGAGGCCAACAAGUUUGAGAUCAAUUUCCUCUGCGACCGGGACGACAAAGUAGCCUUCCAUUUCAACCCCCGCUUCUCCGAGUCAGACAUCGUCUGUAACUCCUUCAUGGCAAAUCACUGGGGGAAGGAAGAGAGGUGCACCAACUUCCCCUUUGGCACCGAUGAGCCUUUCCAGAUUGAAAUUUACUCCGACAAUGACAACUUCCAUGUUUACAUUGACGACACAAAGAUCAUGCAGUAUAAGCACCGCGUGGAAGAUCUGAAGACCAUCACUAAAGUCCAGGUGGUGAACGACGUCAACAUUUCCUCUUUGGAGAUCUCCAAGAAACAUUUUUUCUAA
Molecule: messenger RNA, 420 nt
Organism: Colossoma macropomum (tambaqui)
Lineage: Eukaryota; Metazoa; Chordata; Actinopteri; Characiformes; Serrasalmidae
Gene: grifin
Product: galectin-related inter-fiber protein
Exons: 4
Coding region: 1-420 (139 amino acids)
Molecular function (GO): carbohydrate binding
Source: RefSeq, a predicted model, not a curated record